ACUUGCAGACAUAGCCGAUAACUGUUGUGUCCUGUUAAGACGGCAGCAGUUUUCAGUGGAUUUUCGUUGUGUUUAUACGUUGCGGAUGGUUUAAAAAUGUUAAAAUUGGCAUAAAAGUAUGUAAUUCAACAUGAAUAAUUAGGAAAAUACUAAAAUUCGUUAUAACAAAAUGAGUAGCAAACCAAAUAAUAGAAUGAGCAGAGAAUAAAUUAAAAAUUGCGACAUUGUUAAAGAAAUCCUAACUCUGGCUACGAAAGUAUGAAAAAAUAGGGGUGUCUGCGAUAUACCGAGUGAAUAACUGCUUGCAUUUUUGUCCAAUUGACUGCAAGGCGGCUGCCUGUGUAGUCUACAUAUAAAAUCCAGUUUGCAUAUUUAUCCUGUUGGAAUGAAGAAAAAACUUCACAGCGCUACUGGGUGAAGAAUUAUGGUGCAUGUAAAACCGGAGCAAUACCCAUUCCUAACGUAGCGAAACUUACGAAAAAUCGAUAUUCGCUGAAAUAAAAAGAGGACGAGGCAGCCGCGCUCUAGGAAAAGUAGGUACCUAGUCAUUUGCGCGUUUCCGAUUACAUGAAUGGACAAGCAUAUCCAGGCGGAACAAACAACUAACUGAUGUGUGUGUGUGUGUGUGCAUAUAAGACAAGAACAUAAAAAUAUACUCUUAAAAGCCAACAUAAAGUAGUCCUUUGCUACGGUUUAUUUGUAUCGGCGCUCUAUGUCAUAAAUUCCUUUAGUCGCGUGCUCAAUUAUAUGUAUGUAUGUAUAUAUUUUUGGAAUUCCCUUGGUGGACAUCGCAUAACAAACACCUACGUACAUCUACUACAUAUGUACAUAUAUAGACCUCACUGCCAUUAACAUAGGAAGGAACUACUGGCAGGAUUUUUCCAAAACUGUGGCACCCUUAUCUACUUAUCCAUACCUUACAACUGCCUCUUUUGUGUACGCAAUUUGCAUUCAACGCCCACAUUUUUUCUGUUCAUCUGCUCCAAAUGAGUCAUGCGCGCCGAAAAGUUUUCGAAUGCUACAAACGAUUUUAAAACAAAAAGAAAAAACAGUGAUUUGUUGGAAAAAGUAAUUUAAUAGGUCCAUUUUGACCGCUUUGCAAAUGUGAAUGCAUACCAGCUAAACUUUAAAGUGUUCAUUUUUGGUUAAUAUUGCUUCUGAGUAAAGUGACUACCCGCCCGUAUUCAAAAUGAAAACUCGUCUCGUUUCGUUAACUUAUCGCGGCACCGCUUCCGUGGAUCCGCGCUACUCCGCUGCCAUGCUGCCAUGGACCAUCAAUGAUAUUCGGUCCACUGAGAGCUACUCGAAGCUCUCGGUUGGCAUCGAAAAUGGCGUACUGGAAUCGUACAACUCCGAUUUCGAAUUGCAAUUCAGUCAUCCACUCAAGCAUAUUGUGGGCAUGUGCCGCAUCGUUCAUAAGCAGAACAGCACAAAAAGCGCUGGCAAUGGUUUUCUUCAGCUGAAAGCCUUCACUGCCGUUGGCAAUAGCGGCAAUACGAGUGUCUUGAAGUCAGUCAACACUGGUGGCCCCUUAACCACAUCCACUUCAUACGGUUCACUCUCCACGAGCGCUGCGUUACGUGAACGAGAGCGGGAGCGUGAACGUGAACGUGAAAAUGCUUUGGCGGCUGCAAAUGGCGCUGACUGUGGUUCUAAUGAUGCGGCGAAUGGGGGGAAUGCAAAUAAUUUCAUGGAAUUCUUGGGCCCCAUUACUGGGCUGGUGUACUUGAUGAAGGAUCCGCGUGAUCCGCUGUUGCAUAUUUAUCUUUUCGAGUGUGAUGCAGUGGAAGAGAUGGCCGAGUUAAUGCAUCAAAUGCGUGAUCCGGCGCACACGCUUGGCGGCUCUGUGGGCAGCAUACCUCAGACGUUCGUCGCCAAUAGCAGCGGCAAUGAUAUGUCCAUGCAACGCGCACUCACCGGCAGCGGCAACGGCAUACACACCACGCCGGCCACCAAUCUCAAACUCAGCGAAUCCGUACGCAAUGCUCAACACGAUGCUAGUCCCAAUAUCGUCUCAUCAAAGAUGAAGUCAUCUAAAUCGUAUACGCAUGGCUUAAGCAAUUCAGCAGGCACAGUGCACAUUCCAACGUCUACCUCCGCGCAGAGCAACCUAUCGCUGCUGGCCGAUAUCUCGCCCAAUCACACGCACUUCUUCGAAGUUAUGUAUGUGGGUAAAAUUCGUGUCUCACACAAGCGUGUGCCCUUCUCGUUCAUCGAUGAUGCCUUGCCCAAGUUCAAGGCGUACGAUGCACAACGCACGCGUCUAAUGCAAUUGACCGCCACCGCUUCGCCCUCAACUGUGGGCGCAUCGGCACAACUUGCAACAAAUCGGAAACUUUCAUUGAAUGUAGAGUGCAUGAGCGCCAAUGCCAACGCCAACGCCAAUGCCAAUGCCAAUAUUAGCGCAAUAACUUUUGACCUUAAAAGUACUUCGCUCAAAGAGAGUGAUGCAGAAACCACAGAAACGGAGGCAGAGACAGAGGCGGAGACGGAGGCAGCUACGGAGACAGAAGCGGAUGUGAAACAGCAGGAUGCGGCAUCCCGAAAAAAUGUGGAAACGGCAAUUCUAGAGUUUACGGGGCAGAAAAGCGUUGCAGACGAAGAUGUUACACAAGUGGCAGAGGAUGAGCAAAAAAUGGCGAACAAAGAGAAUAAAUCACCGAAACGAUUAUUGCGCGGCAUUAGUCAGACAGAACUUCUCGUGAAGAAAGAUGGCACGGUCAAGGUUGAAAAGGAGGUCAACUCAGCUGAGCUGCCAGUUGCACCGAAUGUUAUAAUCAACAAACAUCCAUCACCGCCACGUCAAGCGCAGGAGGAAACAAAGGAGCUGGCCCAGCAAAAGGAAGAAACGAUAGCAGCAGCAACACAACAACAACCCACAAUACCACAACAGCCAGCCUAUGCAACGCUCGAUACCAUCCCUAAGCAACGUGAUCGCUCCGCUUCCUAUGGCUGCAUUCCACCUUAUGUAGAACAGAAUCGCACCAUGGUCUUCCUGGUGGGCCGCUGCGAUUUGCGUCUCAUCUCACCAGAUCGCAAACAAGUGUUGCUCUACAAAGACUUCAAGGAUGUUGCUAGCUGUGCUCAAGGUCAAAAGAACCCCGAUCACUUCGGCAUCAUCUGUCGUGAGGUGCACAAUGAUGGCUACAUUGGUUAUGUCUUCAAAUGUCAGUCGGAUCACGUAUGCGACGAUAUAGUGGCGGCCAUAUCGCAGGCGUUCGUCACAUGCGCCGAACAAAAGAAGAAGGAGGCUACACAGAUAUUCUCGUGCGAGCACUGCCCCAUGUUGUGGUACCACAAACUGUGCACCGACAUUGAGGGUUUGAGUGAGAAGAAGACACAAGCAAUGGUAUUUCGUCGCAUAGAAUCGCUCACCGAUGAUGAGCAGGACAUGAUUUGGGCCAAGUACUAUGGAUCGGAGAAGACAAGCUCACCACUGGCGGAACAAAAUCAAUUUUUAAUGAUGUUAUUACGCGCGCAUUGCGAGUCGCGUCAGCAGCGGCACGUACACGACACAGCUGAAAAUCGUUCGGAAUUUCUGAAUCAAUACUUAGGCGGUAGCACAAUUUUCAUGAAAGCUAAGCGUUCGCUCACCAACUCAUUUGAUCACCUGUUGAAGCGCAAGGCAUCAAAGGAUGAUAUUGGUGUGCCGCAUGGCCUGCGCGAUCACCAAGUACGUGAGAAUUCUGCCGAACCCCAACCGGCGGUUAGUCGUAGCGGCAAUGAGACUCCACCGGAGGGAUUCCGUUCGCGUUCGAAUACAAUUGGCAGUGCGAGUCCGAGCAAGCCUAACGCGGAGCACUUAAAGAGUCCCAUGAUGGAUAUAUUUAUUAAGGUUGGCAACAGUCCGAAAGAAUCGGAGGCACAUAAGGCUUCAUGGCGCCAUGCGAUUUUAAAUAGUGUGGUGACACCUUCAAAGGGCAUGGACGGCGAUGUGCAGAAUGAAUUUAUGUCGCCGAUGAGGAUUACCAAACGCAUUCGUGGCAAGCGAACUCGCGAAGAACUGCGCGAUCUUUGGAAGACCGCUAUUCGUCAGACUAUCCUGUUGAAUCGCAUGGAAACCGAGAAUGCCAUGUUGCAGGCGCGUCAAAAUGAAAAUGAGCUCAAACGUAUCAAACUCGACUACGAAGAGAUCGUCCCAUGUGACAAGCAACUAAUCGAGCGCUGGGAGCAGAUCAUUGAGCGCGACUCCAUGAAGAUCAGCAAUAAGAAAGAUCCUAAAGUGUUGGCACAAGCGAUUAAAUGUGGCGUACCACGUUCGAAACGGGGCGAUGUUUGGACCUUUCUCGCCGAUCAGCAUUCCAUGAAUACAGCGCCAGUAGACACAAAGAAAUUCCCCAAUUUCAACACCCCCUAUCAUACAUUGCUGAAGAAUCUCACCGAACAUCAGCAUGCCAUCUUCAUAGAUCUGGGACGCACCUUCCCCAAUCACAAGUUUUACAAAGAUCCACUAGGGGUAGGGCAAUUGUCGCUAUUCAAUCUGCUAAAAGCUUAUUCUAUACUCGAUCCAGAGCUUGGCUAUUGUCAGGGUUUGGGUUUCAUAUGUGGCAUAUUGUUGUUGCAUUGUGAUGAGGCAGAUGCUUUCCAAUUGCUCAAACAUCUCAUGUUCCGACGUCAGAUGCGUACCAAAUAUUUGCCAGAUAUGAAAAAAUUCCAAUUGCAGCUUUACCAGCUUUCACGUCUCGUCAAAGAUCAUCUACCAGAACUGUAUAUUUGGCUGGAUCAGAACGAUGUCUCGCCAACAUUAUAUGCCGCACCUUGGAUUCUCACUGUUUUCAGCUCACAAUUUCCUUUGGGUUUUGUGGCACGCGUUUUCGAUUUGUUAUUCCUCGAGUCAUCGGAAGUGAUUUUCAAAUUCGCUAUCGCUUUGCUGACUGUACACAAAGAUGAGUUGCUGGCACGUGAUAACUUUGAGGAAAUUAUGGAUUAUUUGAAAACAGUGGUACCGAAAAUGGAAUCUAAUACAAUGGAGAAAAUUAUGAAGUUGGUAUUCACUUUGGACGUCAGUAAGCAAUUAACGGAAUAUAAUGUGGAGUACAAUGUGUUGCAAGAAGAGAUCUCAACAGCCAACCACCAUUUGGAGAUGUUGAAUAGAGAAAAAACACGGAAUAUGCAUCUGGAACAACAUCUGCAGUUCGCUCAAUCGUCGAUCGCACAGAUCGAAAAGACACGCUUCUCCCAACAGACCCAAAUCACAUCGCUGCAAACGCAGGUGCAAUCGCUCGAACUGACGAUACAAACACUCGGUCACUUCAUCGCUCAGUUGACUGAACAAAACGUGGAACUGGAAUUGCCCGGCGAUGUACGUCGCAUUCUGCAACAAUUAGACGAUUUGGAACGUCAACGUCGCAAACCACAUUUCACUGAACGCAAAAUCGGUAAAUCCGUAUCGGUCAACAGUCACUUGGGGUUUCCACUAAAGGUGUUAGAAGAGUUGAACGAAAAAGAAGAACAUGGUUCGCCACAAAAGAAGAAGGAGAAGACACCUUUUUUUGAACACACCUACGAACAACUGCGACAGCAACGCAACCUACAACAACAAGGCGGUCAAACAUCACCAACAGCACAAACAGCAAUGCAGCAACGUAAAUUACUGAGUAGUGCUAGCAGCUCGUUGGAUGAAAGUCAAGAUCAACAUAAACAACAACCACAAACCCAGCAGCAGCAACAACGGCCAAAUCGACUACUAGACUCGCCGGACAAGCAAAGUAAGCUGACCGAACUCAAGUUGCCCGAUCAGCUGGAGCAACUGCUGAGCUCUGCCAACAUGCGCAGUCCCAUAGAGGUGGACAGCGGCGUAGGUACGCCACUCAGUCCGCCCAGCACCAGCAGCAAUAGCAGUAGUAGCGGCCUCAGCACAGCCUCUAGCGGUGGCGGUGGCAGUCUUUUCAGUCGCAUGGGUUAUAAAAAUACACCGACGGCGCUUUCGCCGCUUAGCAACCGGCAGAUAUUAUAUGGCGCGGGAAGUGGGACUACAGCAAGCAGCACAACAAAAGUAAUAGGUGGCGGCAGCGGCAGCGGUGUCGGCAAAGUGGUGCCACCUGUAUCCAUUAUUUUGCCCACUGAGCAACCACAGUGGGGUGCGGAAAAUGCAGAGAUGCAUCCACUCAGCAUGGUCGGUGAGGUAAAUGUGCGUUUUAAUGGUACUACCCAACUGAAAUCAAUACGACCCGUGCAUCACAUGCGCCCCAUGAGUACUGUAGCAGCAGGAGUGGCUGCAGCAACUGCCACAGCGCUGCAACAAACGGGUGGUGUUGAUGAGAACAGCAGCAGUGACAGUAACAUUCAGGCGCCAAAUGCAGCUGCGACGAAUGUGCUCAGCUAACGGUUUUGAUUCAUAGCGAAAAUUUUGCGUAGCUUCUAUUAAAGAAAUAAUAUAGCAAAGGAAAGACAAACAAAAAUAGAGAAAAAACAGAAAACUUUAGCGAACACUGCGGUGAUUUUUCGAUUUUAAGCGGAAAGUUAUAAAGCGAAUCAAAAGUAAGAAACGGUGGUUUAAGCGGGUAUUUUUUUUUUCAAAAGUUGACCACUGGGAAGAUUUUGCCUAAAUUAAUUUUAAAAGUGAUUCUUCUUCUUGAUUGGCGCGAAAACCGCUUACGAGAUUUUGGCCGAGUUUAACAAAGCGCGCAAGUCGUUUCUUUCUCGUGCUAACCGGCGCCAGCUGGACACACCAAGUGAAGCCAAGUCCUUCUCCACCUGAUCUUUCCAACGCAGAGGAGGCCUUCUUGUCCUCUGCUACCACCAGCUGGUUGGGCAUCGAAUACUUUCAGAGCCGAAACGUUUGUUUCUAUCCAGACGCAUGAACCAGCUAACGAAGCCGCUGAUUUUUUAUUUAAAAGUGAUUACCGGCAAUAAUAAACUUUUGCACUGGCAUUCAGGAUCGCGCUUCACGAAAAUUUCACCUGUAAAUUUCGAAUUGUACUUGAACGUUUUUUAGAGUCAUAGUUCAAAACUCUUUCGCAGGUCUAAAAAAUGCAUAACAAUAUUUAAAAAUUAUAAAAGCAUUUAUUGGCCUGCCGUAGCGAAUGGAUAUCCUUUCGCAGAUACGGAAAAUAUUAGAAAAAAGUUGUUUUACCGUUUUUUAUUACAUUUUAUGAAUGGAGUAAUAAGUAUGCAAAAUUUCACUCCACACACUCGCAUAUUUCGAUUCACGAAGCUUUAUUGAGAGGCCAUACCCGGGCAUUACUUCCCAGAAUAGUCGAUUGCGUUACUGGAACGACCCGGAUUUAAGUCUGGCCAAAUACUGUCACUUCAGCAGAAUACCCCAAAAAACUUAUGGGGAAUGUUUUUUACUGUUACAACAACAACAACGACAAUAACGGACUGUGACUUGGUAUAAAUAGAAGAAUUAAUGGUUUGCCCAAUUAUUUCCGCUUUCAAAACGAAAAUCACCGUAGUUAAAAGCAACAAAAAAAGUAAUUGAGCUUCAUGCGCUUAAGAGAAAUCUAGCAAAAAUUGAGAAUAUUGUGAUUGUUUGAAACUCGUUAAUAGGCUACUUGAAAGCGAAUGAGUAAGGCUACAGAAAUGCUUUUAAAUGCCGCUAUUAGAAUUGAUAACUUUAAUAAAAGCACCUACGCUACACAAUCGCUAUGCAAAAUCACCAAAAAUCACAACAAAAAAAUUAAGAAAUAUUCGAAAAUAUUCAGACAGCUAUGUGUGUAUAGUAUGUAUGUAUGUAAGAGUUAAGAUAUUUCCGCUAGAAUUGUGUUGUGUAACCUCUAAGCAUAAGGUAUGAUUUUUUUUAAGUACUCAAUGAUAGGUGAAAACUAUUGAAAGUGAUUGCUCAGCCCAAAAUAGGUGAUGGUAGUUCAAAUAGUAUGGCGCUUUACAGUUCAAAAAUGUAAUGCAGCUGGCAAGGUUUAUUAGGCAGACCCGAUGAGAAAGAUCCGAAUUGUCGUUAUUAUAUUAUAGCUGUAUAAAAUACUGCUGCAGUGACAUUUCUUGGUCGAAUAUCAAAUUUUCUUUGCGAGCCUGGAAAUUAUUUCAUUAGUGCAUGACCACCAUGCGAUUGGUGUCAAGUUCUCUGCCCAUUAUGGGCAUGAAACGUCAAAUGAUAGAAAGCCUUUUCCAAUAGGUAAGCCGCCGAGUGUAUUUUUGCCAUGGAAAGCUUGUUAUAAAUAUCGUCUAGCACAAAACUACAAAGACUUGAAGUUGUAAGUCCCUCGCCACAAACCAUUAAAGUAGGUUAUACUCUGAAAUUGUAUAUAGGUAUGGCCAAAAUAUAAACGCCCACUUAGUACAGUAUUUUCUUAGAGUAAAUUGUUUAUAAAAUCGGCGUAAUAAUUUUGAUAUUUUUCGUUGGGGAAAGGAGAAGGGAAGGUGGGUAAAAUGAAGAACGGACUUUGAAUUAGGGGAUGACAACCAGCAGUGGCGUUUUGUGUUCGUAUUAACCGAUUCAAGUUACUGAUGAAUUUCACCAUAUUUGUGAUAUUUAAACCCGCAAUAUCUGCAGAUGUACCGAAAAAGUAAGAGCCCAGAUGUCUAAACAUUUGUCCGACCAAAUCAAGCCAGCUGAGAAGAAGGUGCUGAGAUGAUUCUGCCUCGUCCUCUAGCCAGCUUGUGCAGAAAGGACUUGAAACAAUUCCAAGCCUCGCCGCGUGGACAAUUUCCGGUUGCCGGUGAGCAAGUAAUCCACUGUUUCCUUCAUUGCGACUACUUCCGCUUAGAAAACACUACAGUGGUCCGGAAGCCUAAAGUUGAGCUUAACUCAACUCUUCCGUCCAACUUCGAGUCAUCCGUAAACAUGUUUGCCAUGCCGUGCAUUCAAAUGUUACACACCGCUCACCCUUCCUUUGAGGAAAUAUGAAUGGAAAAAGUUCCGCUCGCACUUAGCGAGGGUGUACAAUGAUCCAGCACCAUGGAGAUGAACUCAAAGAUUUUAAGAAUUUUAGAGCGUCCGUAUCUGACAUCUAGCUUAUGGCCAGAACACCUCAAUCUGACUGCGGCGCAUGCAGCGGCAGUUUUUCCUGCAAUGUGCAGGGGUACCACAUUCAGCAAAGCGUUGAAGCGAAGCGCCCCUCUGAUUCUUCACCACGAGCAGCAAGCCAUUUCGAAUGGGGAAGCGGAUUCCCACUCACACCCCCUGGGACAAUGCUCAAUGUCGACUCCGAUUUCCCCUCACAGUUCCGCCCAGAGUCCCGCCAGAACCGUGCCGGCAUACUCAACACACGACCCGCUUGUGAGAGAUACUAAGGCAUGAUACUAUGCAUCCUUUUACUUGGCCGUUCAAACCAAAUCAUCUAAUACUAGCACCUCUUUCCCGUUGGUUCUUGGACUUACCAUUGAGUGGCACUGUCGACGACAGUAGAUGAUCUAACCGACACAGGCAGGGUUUUAAUGAGCUAAUAUAACAGCAACAACUUUCUUGCUUAGCUUAGGGUACACAUUUGCAUUUCGCAUUACCCUAGUAGCCCUCUGGGCUCAGUACUCUCUAACGAUAGUUGUCACAAAUCAUUUCUCAUUUGAUAGAUUGCUUUAGAAUUUCAGUUACACAGCAAAUAAUCCAACCAAUUGGACAAUUUUAUUGGGACUAGUCACUAUUGUUUUACUAUAAGACGGCAUUCAGGAAGAAAACUGAAAAUUUAAAUAAGUAUUUAUAUGUACAACAAAUUUCUUUGCAGUUGUUUAAAAUUCUAUCUGCAAU
Anastrepha obliqua is the source of this 9643-nucleotide messenger RNA. It is a transcript of the gene plx, whose product is annotated as TBC1 domain family member 1. The transcript has 11 exons. NCBI's taxonomy places the organism in Eukaryota, Metazoa, Arthropoda, Insecta, Diptera, Tephritidae. The coding region runs from base 1190 to 6325 and encodes 1711 amino acids. The record is from RefSeq and is a predicted model, not a curated record.